Messenger RNA from Drosophila sulfurigaster albostrigata, 2534 nucleotides. RefSeq names its product calcium uniporter protein, mitochondrial (gene MCU). The coding region runs from base 404 to 1930 and encodes 508 amino acids. The record is from RefSeq and is a predicted model, not a curated record. Gene Ontology annotation, cellular component: mitochondrial inner membrane; uniplex complex. Gene Ontology annotation, biological process: mitochondrial calcium ion homeostasis; calcium import into the mitochondrion. The transcript has 8 exons. Gene Ontology annotation, molecular function: uniporter activity; calcium channel activity. Lineage: Eukaryota; Metazoa; Arthropoda; Insecta; Diptera; Drosophilidae.
AAAUUGCAGUUGUUUUUUUUUCUCAAAUUGUAAUUGUCUUGCUGUCAAAAUUGCCAAAUUCAUAUUUUCAAAGAAUUUUCUCUUCCCUCGCAAAAUUAUGGUAAACUUAGUCUUUAAUUUUUAUACGCUGAGUAAUUAGUUAAACAAGCGACAACAACAACAACAGUGAAUACAAGCACAGUGAACCGAACCCAAAAGGUGAUAGAGAGAGAGGGAGAGAGGACAUUACUCAUUGCCCAUUGGUCAUUCAUCCUUCUUUCGAUUGUUCGCAGUGUGCGUGUUGCGAGUGCGUGUGUGUGCGUCUGUUGCUUCAAGCACAAACAUUGUUGUUAUUUCUCCACUGUGAUCUUGCAAAGCAAGCGUUCUCUCUCUAUCCGUCGCCCCCCCUCCCAGCCACCACAGCAUGUCUAGGCGCGGUGCCGUAAUACUGAGCACAGCGAGUCUGCUCCUGCGUCGCGCACCCGCGAGUCGCUUCAGGCAUGGAGGACUGCGGCUAACGCCGCCGGUCACAACAUCUUUUGCACUGAUGCACAGAAAUUUCUCAUCGUCAUCGCAGUCGGAUGAUGAGGGGAAAAAGCAGGAGAAGCACAAAAAGGGAACGUCGCCGUCAUCGCUGAGUGAGGUCUCGCAGGGUGACGAGACGACACAGAAGAAGCAGCAGCAGCAACAGCCACAACAGCCAGAGACUGAAGUUAAAGUCGUGUGGGAGUAUCCAAAUGAUAGUAAACUUCCAAAGAAAUCUUACCAGCAUAUGGAAAUCGCGCAUAGACUUGGCGAUGAAGUCGCCAUCAGAGUGGCGAAGUUCCGAACAAAUCAGAAGCACAAACAAAUGCUCGCCAAAUACGAGGCACAUAGAAAACAGAUGGAACUGGAAUUGGAAAGGGAGAAACAAAGAAUAGAAAUGAAAAUGAAAGCUGAGCAGAAAUUGAAUCCAAAUGUUGCAGCGCCGCCUGCAAAGGAAGCGACGAAUGCGACUCAAAAGCCAGACGGAUCCGUGAAAGUUGAGAAAAAGCAAAAAUCCGAAACGCGUAAUGAUGUUUUACUGGAGUAUGUGAAUGGCAUGCCCCAAUUGACAAUUCGCCUGCCCAGUCGAAAUGAGCUAUGCCAGUUUGCCCUCAAGCCCAUCUCCCACACCGUGGGCCAUCUUUUGGCCAUGCUAAGAGAGGAGGAUCGCGGCAUCGAUCGGGCUGCCAUCAUCAACAAGCAUGGCGUGCGUAUUGCCUCCUCCUGCACCAUUGAGAGACUGCUGGAUGAUGAGUUUAGCAUACAAAUCAACAAUCGGACACUUGGCGUGCAGCCACCGCAACGUGAGAAGAUCACCAUGGAGACGGUUGAUAAAAUGAGCGAUGUGCGCAAGAUCAUAGGACAACUGUACGAGGCUUUCAAUGUGGGUGAAUAUCAGCUGGAAAAGAGUAAUCAAUUGGCCAAGGAACUGGAGAGUCUACGCUAUGAACUAGAGCCACUUGAGGAGAAAAAAAUGGAGCUUGCCAAGCGGGCUGAGCGACGCACCAACAUGAUGACUUGGAUGGGUCUGGGUCUGAUGUCGGUGCAAUUUGGCAUUUUGGCGCGUCUGACUUGGUGGGAAUACUCUUGGGAUAUUAUGGAACCUGUGACCUAUUUCGUCACCUAUGGCACCACAAUGGCCAUGUACGCCUACUAUUGUGUAACCAAGCGCGAAUACAUCAUGGAGAAUGUGUAUAAUCGUGAGUACACACUGAGCAUUUAUCGGAAUGCCAAAAAGCAGCAGUUCGAUGUAGAGAACUACAAUCGUCUGAAGCGCCGAACUGCAGAGUUGGAGUAUAAUCUGAGACGCCUCAAUGAUCCUAUCAACAUGGAACUGCCGGCCCAUUUGGUGCGCACCCAAUUGGACACACCGCCCACCGAUGAGAGCAACUCGUCGUCGGUCAAGAGCCAAGUGAAAAGUACUUAAGAUCCCCUUCCUUCUAGACCGCGCGUAGCAAACAGUUAUGCGACUAUACGUAAAGGGUAGAAGAAGAGAAAUGAUGUAAGCAUAUAGCCGCCUAUUAUAUAGAAAAUGAAACUCAAAUCUACAUUUAAACACUCGCGCUCUCGCUCGCCCUAUCAAUCAACCAAUCAAUCAGUCAGUCAAUCAGUGAAUGCAACUAUUAACUUUUCGCUGAGCCAAUGUUUAUCGCACAAAAAAGUACAGUGAUCAAAAUUGUAGUCAACGUUUUCAUAGUUUGUAUUGAUAGUUAUGUCGAUAAAUGAAUCUAAAUAUGUUUUGCCAAUAACUGUGUGUGCGUUUACUUUAUGGUACUGCAAUCCUUUUUUGUUUAACCGAAUGUUUAGUUAUGUAUAAUUUUAUGUUUAAUAUGUAUUCCUAAUCGGCACAACCAACAAUUGACGACGCACUUGGAUUGCCGACACGGGUAUUUGCUUAAUUCUUAUUUUAUUAUUAUCAUUAUUAUUUAGUUAUUUAUUUAGUCAAAAAUAUUUGUUUGUAAAAGCUCAAAAACUCAUUUUGUGUGUUACGUGCAAAGUUCUAGUGAAAUAUAUGAAUUAUUUAUUGAUGA